Porites lobata is the source of this 11207-nucleotide messenger RNA. Lineage: Eukaryota; Metazoa; Cnidaria; Anthozoa; Scleractinia; Poritidae. The record is from the annotation of a GenBank genome assembly.
CGACCAGUAUAGAAAACUUGUCGUUUGAUCAAGUUUUGCCGAUGACAGUGUACGUUUCAUUUGAUGGCAUUUCCGCUUGUUCUCCUGUUAAAAUUAAACAGUACAUUUGAGUCUUUCUUCUUUGGCAAGUCAACCCAAUACGAUGGAAAUCGUGGUUGAAGCUUCAGAAAUCUUUCUAGCCUGUCGAUGUAUUAUUGAUUGACUGUCGAUGCCAAUCGUUAUGGCGACACUGGUUCUUUAUAGUUUCGCUGUUUUUCUACUGAAUCUGCUAUGGGAGCCCUCAUUUGUCGAAGGUAAGAACUUGCUUUACAAUCCUUAUAAGCGAACGAUUAUACACGAUGAUUAUCAGCUUUUUAGGAGUGAGCAGCAUCGCAAUCUUGAGCUGGGCGACAUCUUGACCGAAGAUCAUAAAAAUGUUGGAUAUGUUUUGGCUUUCUCAUUUGACAGAUAAUUAGAUCGUUGGUAAAGGUUUAAAGCACUUCUCGCUAGAUAAAUCUUCUACCAAAAGAACUGCAAAUGUAAAGGCUUUGACCAAUACUUAACUCAGCUCGUGUACAGCUGGGCAUGUAACUUAUAUUUGUGCACGUAGGAUGUUAGCGGAUUUCCUACAAAUCCUGUCCGUUUGAACACUCAGAAGUCCCGGGUUUUCCAAAUUUAAUACCUAAAUAAUCUUUGUGGGAUUUAUGGAGUAAAAACGGCGAACUUGUUUGAGGCCUGUAUAUAUUUUAAAGCAACCACUUUUGGGCGGAAAAUUUCCGCAUUGCGACUUGCAAUCUGCUAUAUUUGCCUAGUUUUGCAUAAGCAAAUAGGGGAUAUAUUUUCUUGCGAGCUACUGUAAGCUUCGCUCGGAGAACCGGUCUGUAAAGCAACAACCGUGUCCCUUUUUCUAUUCCGAUUAUUGAGAUUAAAUUAUCAAUUUCAAUUAAAAUAUUAAUCGACCGUACAAGUUUGUAUCGACAGCAACUGGCCGAGGUCCAAAGUGUUUUAUUUCUCAAUUUGGAGCUCUUCCGGUCUUCGCCUUUUGCCUUCGCCUUCCUUGUCACGUUUAAUUAGCUUAAACCCAUGAACAACGUGAUAUAAAUGUUUCUUAAUAUUUAUAUAAGAAUGUUAUCUGUUUUCCUCCCUUUAAUCUAAUGGGUAAAGACUUCCUGUCUGACUUUUCUGUAAAUAAUUUUCCGGAAGGUUUAAUGAAUGUGCGUGCUUGUUCUUUUUUAAUUUUUGGUCGAUGACAUAUUACAGUGUUCGCUUGUUUGUUGCUGAAGUUUAUUUUAGAAAUGGCAUAAUUGCUUGAUAUUGUGAUGUCUAUGCAAAUUAAUGACGCUUAGGAAAAUGAGGACAAGUUAUUCACCAGGGUAUUCAGUAGUUUAAUUUUUUUUGUUCCUUUUCAUUGUUUAAUUUUUAGUCAAUUUGAUAAAACUAAUAAUUAGAUAAUUGACUCAUUGACUUAAGCUGUCUUCAAGUCUAGUGCUGUGUGAAAAAUUUUUUCGAUUCUGAACCUAUGAUAUCCACAGUGCCCAACAUUUCAACAAAUUUCAUACAAACCAUGAUUUUCUUGCAAUGAAAAGGCAAAAGUCACAAUUAGCAGCGUGUUAGUCUCCCUCUCAGCUGUUUUGUGUCAUCAAGCAACUCUCCUCCCCGUCUCCCUCUCAGCUGUUUUUGUGUCAUCAAGCAACGCUCCUCCACAACAAACAGCUGGUCAGCUUUCCAGUUUUCAUCAAGGUUUUGUGUCAUUUGACACCAGGGCAAAAAAUUGGCAAGGCUCCUCCCCGUCUCCUCCCCGGAAAUUUUCAGGUGGGAUUUUUUCCUGCAUUUUGUCAUCAAUGACAACAACCAAAAAAAGAUAACUUUUCUAGACAAUUUAAUCUCCCGUUUAACUCCCAAUGACUCUCAUUGGUGACGCUUCGCUUUUUUGAACAUGUCAUCACCUCUUGGCCUUUUCUCUACUGGAGGCCCUCCUUUUCUGGGCUGCCAUGCUCAACAAACAGUUCUUUUCACAAUGGUCACAUUCUUCUUUUUGACCACAUGCAGCGUGUAAAAAGUUCCUUUUUUACAGACUUUGUAACUUAAAACUGUUUUUGAUCGUUCUUUAAGAUGUAAAAACAGCUACUGUUCUUUUUUUUUAGAAUUAUUUCUUUUUUUCUGGAAUUGCUUUGUGCCAAAUUAUCCUUUCACAUGCUGUCCAAUGGUAUAAUCAUGUCAUAUGGGAUGUUGAGUAGUCUCCUAUAUAUGAAGCCAUUAUUUGUCUCUUUAUGUACAGUAGAAAUCUUGGUAGCUGUGACCAUAUUAUAUUUUAGUAAAAUCCAGCGAGUGGUCUAUCAUCAAUGCUGCAUUCUGAUUGGUUGAGCCACUACUACUAACUAGGCUAUAUGUUAUAGCCCACUAGUAGCAAAAAGCGCUGGCUUUUUGGCGGCAAAAAAGAAUUUAAGUCUAGCUCUGUCUAGCUAAAGUUGUUUUGUCUCUAUAUUUUUUUAACAACUAGUUGGAUUUUACUAAAACAAUUGUUCCUCUCACCCUUGUGGCCUCUGAGUCAAUAGCCCAUUUGGCCGAAUUGACUCAGACCCCAUUCGGGUUCGAGGAAUAAUUGUUAAAUAUUGCUCACAAACUCAUAUUGAGGCAGACUAGCACUCUUCCAUCUGAGCAAACUGACCAUUCUCUAAGAGAUGAAUAUUUUUCUUAGUCUAAUACUGUCGCUCCUAAACUACGUACACUGAUUCAUUAUUUUCCUUUGCAGGCACUAAUUCAUCACAGUCGUCAUUCAGUAAUUUUUCAAUUCCUACAGCAGGCAAUGGCAUUCAUACCCAUCUGGUUCCUUCUAAUAUGACUGAAACCACCACUAGUUCUCUAUUGGUUAAUUCUACUGCAAUACUCUCUGCAACGCGUGGAUUACCUGGAAUAAGGGAGAAUGAAACUGGCGCUGAAAUUGAUAAGGAUGGUGACAGGGAAAGAAAUUCAGGCAAAAAUGAGCAUGGUGUCCAGUCAAAAGAACGAAACAGUACUGGAAUUUAUGUACCAAGUGACCAAACUGAUGAUAAAGGUACAAGUAAUAAAUAAAUAAAUAAAAAUACAAUUUAUGUUUUGGAGGGAUAGUUUUGGGUUUGGGAUACCAUGAGAAGCUUUCAAUACUUGAAAUAGUUUUUUAAUCAUAGGAGGAUUGCUGAACACUUAAAACACUCUUUCACUACCACAGAAGUAUUUUGCUAAAAAGGCUUGAAACAUUUUGAUAAGGGCAACAAUUUUGAUAUUUUGUGGGGUGGCAAAGUUUUGAACAAACAACUCUGUCCCCAUUACAUCAGAGUCACACCUUCCCCCUUCUACAUUGUAAGGCAGUACAAUUUUUUUUCACCUAAUUAUGUCAUCAGAGAUAGUGAUAAAAAAAAAUAUACCUACCUGUAGCAUCUGUUUACAUUCAGUCAUGUUUUACAAGUUGACGUUAGGAAGUAAUAUUGCCUUGUCACUUGGAAGUGAAAGUUUUUCUUGAUUCAUGGCAAAUAGUUUUCUAAAAUUAUUUCUUUAUGUAGGUGGUGUACCAUUUUGGGCAUACAUCAUCAUUGCUGCUGGAGUGGUUCUUCUCCUUAUUGCUGUAAUAGUUAUCCUUUAUGGGAGAAUGGAUAGGUGGUAAGGCCACGCAAUUCCUUUUUCCCCUGUCUUUCCUAUGAUUUGAAAAUCAGUGAAGGUGACCAUGUGAGUAGAAAAAAGCAGGAAAGGCUCGUAAGACCUUCUUUACCACAAAAAUGCACUUGCAGCCAUUCCAAGGCUGUGUUCUAAAAAGACAUUUGGAGAGCCUCAUGCUCUGUACCUAUGAAAUCCAGAUGGGUUUUCAGAAUAAGUAAGGUGUGAGGGGCCCCCAGGGGGUACUCUGAAUUUCAAGUGAUGGGGAUGAUCAAAGGAUUUGUUUGAGUUUGAAAUUUUCGAUUGUGGGAUUUUUUUGGCUAGGAUAAUUUGGCAAGUAUUUUUUUUCGUGGAUUGAUUUAAGUGGGGAUUUUUGGGGUAUUCAAAACAAUCUGAAGAUUCGUGGUAGUGCCAGUGUAUGAUAACUUCAGAUGGUUUGAUGAAGAAAGAAAGUUAACACAAUUCAAUUAAUUUCUGAAUGAUUGUAUUUUUUUGCAUUAUAAUUAUCAUUUAAUGCCUUCUGGAAAUUUUUAAGGCUUGGAAAUUGGGCAUUGGAUUUUUUGGCGGUUAAUUUUUGGUCCGGGUAUUUUUCGGGUUUUGAUUUUUGCCCCAUUUGAUCAUCCCCGCCACUUGAAAACCAGAGUCUCCCCCCCCAACAACUGGUUUAGUAUUAGAAAUAUGGACUUUCAGUGUAUUUUUCUCGGGAAAAAGGCGAUCAUUAUUACAUCAAAACACAGCACGAGGAUCUUUUUACCCAUUACAAUCUUAUUCUAAGAAAACGUUAAGAAAAAAUGUCCCGAAAAGCGCUCGAAAAUACAAACGAAAUGUGCUCAUGCCCCCUGGGCAUCCUAUAAUACUCCUUAAAUCGAAUUAAUUCAAUAUGGCCACCAUAUCGGUAAAAAGGUCUAUUAUAAAUCUUGGAAUGUAAUAAUUAAUGCCCCAUUGUUUUUAUUAAUUUUGUUAUGGACUGUUCUAAAGUUAUGUUUGUGUUAUGUGCAAGGUGAAUAGCCCCUUUGUUUUCUAAUUCAGGAAAAACCAUGGUUCCUACAUGGUUUGGGAUGAUGCAUUAGAGUUAAGCCCAGCAUUUACAAGGUAAUAAUAAUAAAUUAUUGUUUAAUAUAUGAAGCAAUGAUUCCAUUAUGUUUAUUGACCUUUACGUUAUUUAUGCAAUUUAUGGCACUUGCUACCUGAAACAUGAGUGUCCUAAAACAAAUAAUGAUUUAUUUUUGCUUGUAGGUUAAGUUAUCAAGAGUUUUCUGACAAACAGUCUUUUUAGAAUUUUUUAGCAACAAUUCACCAUUGAGAGAAAGGCAUUCUUUACUGAUCUCUAUAUUAAUUUUCCUUGUUCAAUUUCAGGGAGUCUGAAUUUCUUCUUGACAAUUUGGCAGGUACUUAUUUUGAAAGUGAAUAUACAAAAUUUUAUGUCUUUCAUAAAACUUGCCAAGAAUGAUGUUUUGAUAGUUCAAUAAUAUACCAUUGUAUUGAUCCUUAAAGUUCAAGAACAUUGAAUUGCCUAGACACCUACCCAUUGUUGUAACUCAGUCAGGGAUACAUAUACAUAUCCAAGACGAACCCUUAUAUGAAGCUGUCUCCAUGGAUGUAAUUACAUUAUUGAAGCUUUUUGGCAGUUGUUUUCAGAUUUAGAGUGCAAUCUGAUUUUAAUUCGUAAAGUCGCAUCCAAACAUAUUUCAGAUUCCUCAUCAAACCAGAGCAGCUAAUUUGGACAGGAGAUUAUAGCAUGAAAUCAAUGCAGGGAUAGUUGAAAUUUGACUGCAAGCAGUUCUCUUAGUUUCUUUUCAAAACCAGUGGGGUAGCAUAAACAUGGGAAAAGCAGACUGCAAUAAUGCAAAAAGUCUUAGUUGACAUUUGAUUUUCCUGUUUGUGAUAUAAGACAUUUUCUGGCCAUUCAGAAGCAGGCAAUCAGAUAAAUAAAAUGUUUUUGAAUCUUCUGAUUCUGGAACUAAUUCAUACACCUCUUUGAUAAUUGUGGCCUAUUAAUGUAUUCUUUUAUAUCUAUGAUAACUAGCCUUUCCAGGGCUCGAACUUGGCGGUGGUCUACUAGCCAAAUACCAGUAGAUUUUGAUUUUUGGCUAGUGGAUUUAGCUCAUUUACUAGCCAUCUUGGCUAGUUAAUUUUCGCACCUGUAAACAACAUAAGCCUUGAAAUGUUUUCAACAUUUUCCCAGUUGAUCCGCACCUUCUAGUAACCUCUUAUUUCAUUCCCCCAUUAACAACUGGCAUGAAUAAAAGAAAGAAUAAUAUUUGUUAAUUCGGUUUUCAGUUUCGCGUUUAUUCGCUGCCAUCUUGAAAUUUUGUUUGACCAGGGAGCAUGGGCCAGGCCGUACCCAUGAUGCAAAGCUAGCCAAAAAACAAAUGUACAUGAUCUUGAAAUGCAAAUCUACAAUCACAGUCCACGCAUGAUUGUCAUGGAUAUUAGGGCAUUUCUGUUGUCAAAUAAAACAACUAAAGGUCUAAAGAGAGCAAGUGAUGAUUCUGCUGGAGGCAGCACGUCUACAUGUAAAUCUUCAUCAAAACGAAAAUUUGUACGGACCUGGCUGAAAGACUUUCCAUGGCUCACAAACGAUGUUGAAGCAAACCAAAUGUUCUGCAAAUUGUGUAGAGACAAUACAACUUGUGCAGGUGCUGGCUGCUGGACUUUAAACUGCAGACCAGCGCAAGUGCUGUUGGGUUCUUGUUUGUAGAGUUCAGUAAAAUUUAUUAUUGUAUUGUAACUAAACAUACAAGACAAGAUGCAUUUAAAUUUUUCUUAUGUUGCAGUUUUUAUUAACGUUUGAUAAUCACAGGAUUGUUGACAUUUUUUUUAAUCGUAUGCUGUACAGAAGUGCCUAGACUACUAGAAACACGUUUAUGGCUAGUAAAGCCCGAGCAUGUACUAGCCAUUUGACUAUUAAGUUCAAAAGUUAAGUUCGAGCCCUGCUUUCUGACCUCGUUACCACAUGUAAAAUACAAAACAAUUCUUACUUUCAAACGAGACCAGGAAGGUUCAUUCACAUACAUAUAAAAGAAUAGAUAAAUGGGCGGCCAUUAUGAAAGAGGUCUGUUAAGAGUAAUUGCCCUGGGGCUUUCCUGUCUUUUAUUGUUGAGUCUUUGCAAUGAUUCUUCUCAUAAACAACAGUUCCUUUUCCCUUUCCUUUGCAUUUCUGCAGAUUUAUUUUUGUGCCAAAAACCUGGGUAAAACAAUAGGCUGAUUUAGCAACAGAAGGGGAGCACGCACGUCAGUUGAUGACAGGCAAGCACGCAAAAAGGACUAAACGCGACUUCUGGUGCUCAAUUUGACCAGUUGUUCGAUUUGCGCGCGCCGUCGUCGACUGACAUUCCCAUUCUGUUGCUAAAUCAGCCUUAAGGGUAAAUGAAGGGUAAUACGACUUGCUGGUAUUUUCCCACCCUUGACAUUGGCUCUUUGUAUUAAUCGGGUUUUCAAGGUCUGUUUUGUUUAGCUAUAAAAAAAAUUGCGUAAAAACUUUUCUUCAAAACCUUUAAGAAAUUUUUAAAAAGUUAGAAAAUAUAAUAUACAAUGUUUCGACGUUCUUGGACGUCAUUAUCAAGUAAAAAAAAAACAGUAUGAAUGUUCUAUAAAUUAUACAAGAAAAAGCAGAGAAAAUAGUCUGAUUCUAGGUUUUUGAAAGUUCUUGACUUUUUUUGAGUUAUUCUUUAGCUCACUGUUUGCUUCUUGAUUUAUUGUUUUAGCUGACCAAGAACCAGGAACUCCUGAGCUUCAAAUUUAUGAGAUCCCUUUGGACUCCCUUGGGCAACAGCGAGUGUACAUUGGAACUAAACGUAUUGUUCCCAAAAGUGAUGAUCACAAGGAGCGUACGCAGGUCGCAAAGUUUACUAAAAACAGAAAGCACAGGAGGAAACAUCGUGAAGAUUUUCGGGUAAACACGCUUCCAGCCACAGCUGGCAGAAGGGAUCAUAUUUACAGUUCAGUUAAUGAUGAAGUCAACAGUGCUUUAAGUGAAGGUAUGAUCAUUAGUGUGGCAGUUUACAGCAUUUAGUAUUAAGCACAUCUGUUUUAUGUGUUUUUAGAUUACUAAUAUAUUGGUUUCUUUAAUAUAUAUCCUAGCGGUCAAAUCUUCAUCUACUCAUAAAAGCACUGUAAUUUCUCACGCGGUUGCCUACUCGUCAAGAGGGCUUCCAAAAGCGUGACAAGGUCUAUACUAGGGAGCUUAAGCAAAGGCGUUUUUGAGUCACGCACGUCAACCGGAAGUGAGGCCUUUUCCCUUUUAAUAUGCCUUGAUGUCACCAAAUGUAUCUUGCUAGGUGUCUUCACUUGACCAAGAAUGCAAGAAGUCCACUUCUGGUUGACGUACGUUGCACAAAAACGUCUUUCCUUAUGCUCGUAACUGUCUGUUUUUUAAGCGUUACCGUGGCCCGUACGAAGGUUUAUUUCUGUUCAUCAAUCAAUCAAUCAAUCAAUAAAUUUAUUAGUGUCAUAGCGUAGGAUAGGGUUGCCCCAAGUAUCCGAGCCAUGACAUUGUUACAUGUACUUGAAAUCAUUUUAUCUUUCAGGUGACCUGCGUGAGGGUAGGAGUGUCAGUGGGCACACCCUUCCCACGGUCAUAUUGUCAGCUCAAAAUCUACUUAAAGGAGACUUCUUAAAGUCCAAUAAUAGCGGAUCAUCUCCCGAUAUUAAAAGAGAAAUAAGAUCGCUAACGCUUGACUCUAAAACCAAGAGUGUAUCCAACUUGUUUCAGAACAGACCGCUGCCUCCUGCUCCCAGUAAACGCUUCUCAAAAAGUCUUGAUCGUUUGCGGUUUCUGGAAACCGGGCAAUUCAGUAAAGGAAAAGGCAAAACGUUUCCUUUUCAUCAAAAACGAACUCCCAAGCGAGCUCAUCCUAUGCUCGUCAAGUCUUCAAGCUUCGGGGGUACAUUUAAUAAGAUAAUUAACGCAUCGCAGCCUCCAGUGCCAGCACCUAGAAAAGGAUCUUUAGAUCUCUUGGAUAAAUCAGCUGCUUUCGAUCUGGGUCAUAUAAGGAAAUCACACUUAUGCCACAGACAUUCGAAGUCUUUGGAUACUCUUCUUCUCUUGCGUGAUCUCAGUUGGACGGCCUACGAUGUUGAUAUAUAUCACUCGUAUGCAAGCGUACACAGCAACCAAAGUGAUAACAAUAACGAGAAGGAACCGUCGUAUCAAAGUGUGACAAGCGAUGAAAAGCCCUCAAGUCUCGAUGAACGCAGAGGAAGACUAAGCUCUCAGGGUAAAGCUAGAACUUUAUCUGGCCCCCCUGUCGAUAGCGAUGACCAAGAUGAGCAUUUUGAUGAGGAAAAUCCUUAUGCCAGUGUAAGUGAGGAGGAAAUGUCCAAAACAGGAAGUUCUCAAAGUGGAAGGGAAUCACGAAAUUCAGAUCAAGAAAGUAAUAUAAGAGAUAGUGGCGCGCCUUCCAGCACUUUAGAACCUGAAGAGUCUACCUCUCCUUAUGCUUCGGUCAGAAUAAGUCAGAUCCCCGGGCUGGUUAUCCGUCCUUCGCCGGGUGAGGAAAGCAACUGCAGCGAGGAAGUCUUUGCGACUGAAGCUGGGUCGGAUUUCACUAUAGGUACUGGCAGUGAUCCAAGAGAGGAUGAAGAUUUAAAGCGGGCGAGCACACACACCUAUCUGGAACUUUUCCCUGACAGCGGCAGAGAGAGCAUAAUCUCAGAAACGAGCUCGGGGUAUGCAAGGCCAUCAGAUGUACUCUCAGAUAUAUCAGAGCCUUUGGAAAACACGUCCGUUGAUGCUGAUAGUUCUUCCGAUAGUGCUAUUAAGAUUCUUGAACAGUGUCCUGAGAAAAAGGAUGAUUUGGUGAAUCCCCGUGAAGAAGGGACUGAAGCAAAAGCAACUGCUGCGAAGACCGAUCCUCGAGUGUCCCAACUUUUCUUUGAAGAUCUCCGAGAAGAUGAAGAUGAAGCAAAAAGCGAGUUCGGAGAAGGAAUAUCACCCACAGAUGAACACACUUACGAAAACUCACAGGUUUUUCGGAACUUAAAACAUGGCAAUGCUUUUGAGGAAGUAGAAACAAUUUCAAGCGAAGCUGCUAACGCUCAAACAUUUCAUCUGCAAGAACCUCGCCUUUCCGAGGAAGUGCAUGUCUGAGAUAUUUGACGACGCAGUCGGUAGACGCUCUGAAAUCAGGCUUAGAUAGUGGUUUGGAGGAAAAGAGAAGUUGAAAUUCAUUAAUGUUAAAUUUAAUUUUGUAGAUAGUUAAAGAGCUACAUUUUUGGCUCUUAAAAAAUGGCUUACGGCGUUAGUUUGUGAAGGGCUGUUAAGAGAUUCACCGCGAGGGAUUUAUUAGUUUUGUGUAAUUAUGCAAUUACGAGUAGGAUGAUUAUAAAUCGUGAAGAAAUACUUGUUAAUACUUGAUUGGGAUGUAACGAACUACAAGACAAGGUUUACGCUUGGGAAAGUAACUUUUCAGAAUGUGAAGAAUAUCCUACUCUUCAAAUUGAAGGAGAUCAUUUGCGGCUGGCCCGUAGAUGCUUGUUGAGCUGGGCUCACUAUUGAAUGCAUAUCUAUGUGGUUGUUAUGUUGCCCAGCCGGGUGAAAUAAGGACGCUGACCUUAAAGCUUCCGGAAAUCUCAACUCAAUCGACCCAUGGAAAUUUGAGCAGGCUCAAAACUUUGGCAAAGUCGAUGAAUCGGGUUGUCCGAUGAAAGUAGAUCUUGUCCUUGUAGUUAAUAAACAAUCUCAUCUUUGAAAACUAAAAGAAGGUGAAAAAAGUCACACUUGAAAGGGAAUUUUUUCGAUUCAGGUUUCUUUUCUUCUCUCACUUUUCUUUUCUCCUGUUUUUUUUUCUCUUUUUCUCAACCGCUUCGGUUAUUAGUAUAUCUGAAAGGAUCACAUCUACUUUCAUCUAUUCCCUUCACAGUUGAUGAUUUCAUAUUUUAAGUCAAACCUUUGUCAUCUUGAUCAAGCCCUUCUUUCCGUUUACACCCAGUACUUGGAAGGUUGAAGCAAAAUUGAAAGUAAAACAAGGAUACAGACUGAUGUUUCGGAUUGCGCGUGGUAAACUCCCGAAGUCAAGUGCUCGUAGUGUAAUUAGUAUAAGACAGAAACUAAUUUUUAUGUAAUACUUGAAUAAUGUGGUGAUUAGAAAUCUAGAGCAGCUAAGAGCUGAUAUAAGGAAGAAAUCUAUUUAGUAUCUGAAAUGGUAGCAAAAUUUUAAGAUCCUCGAUUUGAUUUUGUGGAUAGUAAGAGCGUUGCCUUGUUUUGCUCUUCCAAUAGAGUUAGUACACGCGUUUUUGAUUGUCUUUAUGGCAUACUUAAAAAACUAAAGAUCCUUGAGCAAAGAGCUGUAAGACGGAGAUGUCAGACGCUCAAACGGUGGUCUGGGCUGGGAGAGUUAUUUUCAACAUUCUGGGAAUGACUAACGUUUCACUGAAGAUGGUUACACGCGGCUGGCCCGCGGGAGUAUGUUGAGCUGGACUCACUGUUGAUUGUGGAUCAUUGUAAUUGAGAGUCUUCUGGUAUUGCUGGGCGAUGAGCCGGCACAAGCUCUUAUGCUGGUCUUAAAAUAGGAUACAAAUAAUGUAGUAAUAACAAAUCUGGUGCGGCCAAGAAUUUAUGAAAAGACAAAUAAUUAUAUCUCUAUAAAUUUAUGUAU